Molecule: messenger RNA, 3689 nt
Organism: Catharus ustulatus (Swainson's thrush)
Lineage: Eukaryota; Metazoa; Chordata; Aves; Passeriformes; Turdidae
Gene: ATP8B3
Product: ATPase phospholipid transporting 8B3
Exons: 29
Coding region: 75-3689 (1204 amino acids)
Biological process (GO): phospholipid translocation; Golgi organization
Cellular component (GO): plasma membrane
Molecular function (GO): ATP binding; magnesium ion binding; ATPase-coupled intramembrane lipid carrier activity
Source: RefSeq, a predicted model, not a curated record
CGGAGGUGGCAGGAGCGCGGCACUGCCCGGGGCUGCCGCCAGACAUCGGUGCAGGUCCUGGCAGUGGUGCCAGCAUGGCUGAGCAGGAGCCAGCCACAGGCUGUCCAGGGGGCAAGCAGCGGCUGCCAGCUUUCACCUGGGAGGUGAGGGCCAACGACCGCAGCUACCACAGGCAGUUCAAGAAGAAAUUUGCCUUCUGCCUGAGCAAGAGGAAAUACUCGGGCAAUGCCAUCAGGACAGCCAAGUACAACGUGCUCACCUUCCUGCCCCUGAACCUCUACGAGCAGUUCCACCGCAUGGCCAACGUCUACUUCGUCUUUGUCAUCCUCCUGCAGACUUUCCCUGAGAUCUCCACGCUGCCCUGGUACACUCUGCUGUUCCCCCUGAGCUGCCUUCUCCUCAUCCGGGGGCUGCGAGACCUCAUCGAUGACAUCGGCCGGCACCGGAGCGACAGGAGCAUCAACAGCAGGCCCUGUGAAAUCCUGGCUGGGAGCAGCUUCCGCUGGCAGAAGUGGCGCGACAUCUGCGUGGGGGACAUCGUCCGGCUGCGCAAGGACAGCGUCGUCCCGGCUGACCUGCUCCUGCUGUGCAGCUCUGAGCCCAGCAGCCUGUGCUAUGUGGAGACCGCUGACAUUGAUGGGGAAACAAACCUGAAGUUCAGACAGGCCCUUCUGGUCACCCACCAGGAGCUGGGGAGCGAGGAGAGCAUGGCUGCCUUUGAUGGGCAAGUGACAUGCGAGGAGCCCAACAGCCGCCUGCACAGCUUCACGGGCACCCUGCGCUGGCAGGGCCGCAGCCACGGCCUGGACAGCGAGCGCAUCCUGCUGCGGGGCUGCCGCGUGCGCAACACCGCCCUGUGCUACGGCCUGGUGCUCUACGCAGGGUUGGAUUCUAAAAUUAUGAGGAACUCUGGAAAGAUCAAGCAGAAGAAAACCAAGCUGGACCAUCUGAUGGACCGACUGGUGGUUGUGAUCUUCCUGCUGCUGUUGGGGACGUGCCUGGGCCUCGCUGUGGCCUCUGGGUUCUGGGCCAGGACGUUCCAGGAGAAGCACAGCUACCUGGCUGCCCUCUACGAGCACACGAGCCCUGCCCAGCAGGCCUUCCUCAACUUCUGGGGUUUCACCAUCCUCCUGAGCAUCAUCAUCCCCAUGUCCAUGUACAUAACGCUUGAAUUUAUCUACCUGGUGAACAGUUGUUUUAUUAACUGGGAUCUGGAGAUGUAUUAUGGUGCCAAGGACAUUCCAGCUGAGGCCAGGAGCACCAGCCUCACCGACCAGCUGGGGCAGAUCGAGUUCAUCUUCUCAGACAAGACGGGCACCCUGACACAGAACAUCAUGAGCUUCAAGAAAUGCUGCAUCAACGGGACCAUCUAUGGUCCAGGCACAGGCCAUGAGAACAAAGAGCCACCGGGCUUGGGGCUGAGCCGGGAGCACCCCGGGGAGCAGAAGUUGGAUGUCUGUGAUGUGACACUGCUGGAAGCUGCCCAGAGGGACAAUGACCCGGUGCUGAGGGAGUUCCUGAGGCUGCUGGCCCUCUGCCACACCGUCAUGGUGGAGGACAGGGGCGACCAGCUGGUUUACCAGGCAGCCUCCCCAGAUGAGGAAGCGCUGGUGUUGGCAGCCAAGAACUUGGGCUACGUGUUCCUGGCCCGGACACAGGACACCAUCACCAUCAGGGAGCUGGGCAGGACCAGGACCUACGAGGUGCUGGCCAUGCUGGACUUCAACAGUGACCGCAAGAGGAUGUCUGUGCUGGUGCGAGACCCCCAGGGCACCAUCCGGCUCUACACCAAGGGUGCUGACUCCGUCAUCCUGGAGAGGCUGCAGAGGCGAGGGCACAACGAGAGCCUGACCGAGAGGGCGCUGGAUCGCUUUGCAGAGGAGACGCUGAGGACGCUGUGCGUGGCCAGCAGGGAGGUGAGCGAGGCCGAGUUCCACGCCUGGAGCCAGAGGCACCGCGAGGCUGCGGUGCUGCUGCAGGACCGUGCCCAGGAGCUGGACAGGCUCUACGAGGAGAUGGAGCAGAACCUGCAGCUGCUCGGGGCCACGGCCAUCGAGGACAAGCUGCAAGAUGGAGUCCCUGAGACCAUCCAGCUGCUAAAACUGGGCAACAUCAAAGUGUGGGUGCUGACAGGAGACAAACAAGAGACGGCGAUGAACAUCGGCUACGCCUGCAGGCUGCUGACGGACGACAUGGAGAUCCUGGAGGAGAAGGAGGUCAGCGAGAUCCUCCAGGCUUACUGGGAGAGCAACAACAACCUCAGUGGCAGUGGGGACGCCCCGUGCAGCCGCCGCCUCUCCCAGCAGUGCCCAGAGGCUCCGUGCCACAAGAGAGCCAUCAUCAUCAGCGGGGACUUCUUGGACAAAAUGCUCCAGACAGGAGAGGUGCGGAAGGAGAAGAAGGGGUGGCCGUGGCGGUGGCUGUGCUGUGAUGGGACCGAGACCUCGCAGGACCAGGCAGGGCUGGUGGAGAAGGCCUUUGUGGACCUGGCCAGCAGCUGCCAGGCUGUGAUCUGCUGCAGGGUGACCCCCAAGCAGAAAGCCCUGAUGGUGCAGCUGGUGAAGAAGCACAAGAAGGCUGUCACCUUGGCCAUUGGGGACGGGGCCAACGAUGUCAACAUGAUCAAAACUGCAGAUAUUGGGGUGGGCAUCAGCGGGCUGGAGGGGCUGCAGGCCGUGCAGUGCAGUGACUACGCCCUGGCCCAGUUCUCCUUCCUGCAGCGCCUGCUGCUCGUCCACGGCCGCUGGAAUUACCUGCGCAUCUGCAAGUUCCUCCGCUGCUUCUUCUACAAGACCUUUGCUGGCCUCCUGACCCAGGUGUGGUUCGCUUUCCACAGCGGAUUCACGGCCCAGCCUCUGUAUGAGGGCUGGUUCCUUGCACUCUACAAUAUUUUCUACACUGCCUACCCUGUGCUGUCCGUGGGCCUUUUGGAGCAGCAGGACGUGAGUGCCAAGAAGAGCCUGGAGUUCCCUGAGCUCUACAUGGUCGGGCAGCAGGACGAGCUCUUCAAUUACCGUGUCUUUGGUGUCACCCUCCUGCACGGGGUGGGCACCUCCCUCAUCAGCUUCUACAUCACACUCUGGGCCUUUGAGGACCAUGUUGGCACCAAGGCCGUGGGCGACUACGAGUCCUUCUCUGUCACAGUGGCCCUGUCAGCCCUGCUGUCGGUCCUCAUGGAGAUUGUCCUGGACACUCAGUACUGGACAGUGUUGUCCUUCGUGAUGGUCACAGCCAGCCUUCUCCUCUUCUGCCUCUUCUCCUUCCUGACCCAAAGCAUUGAUGCCUUCAGGAUAGCCCCUGCCAUCUUCCGCUUCCCAGAUGCCAGCUGGAAUGCCCUGACUGACCCCUAUGUCCUGCUCGUGGUCCUGCUGUCCCUGGUGGUCAACACCCUCCCCUCGCUCACUGCCCACGCCUUCCGAGCCACCCUGGGCAGAGCCACCACCCAGCAGAAGAUCCACCUGAAGGCCAAGCGGGACCCGGAGCCCUCGGUGGAGCUGCGAUCCCACAUCCCCCGCGGCUCCUUCUGCCGCCGCUCCAGCUACGCCUUCUCCCACCAGGAGGGCUACGCCGGGCUCAUCACCCGCGGGGACAGUCUGCGAGCCAGGGCCACCCCCGGCACCGCCCCGGCUGUGUCACCCCUGUGCCCCACGGGGACCCCGGCUCCUGGGCGCUCCUGCUGCGGGUGCUGA